GUGUUCUGCAGGCACUCGCGGAUUCGCAAGUAUGAAGCGGAGUUGCAGGCGUGUCGCGUGGAGUCCAUACCAGUGGAUAUAAACGACUACCACCCACUCAAACCCAUUAUGGUGACUGAGUCUCGUUCUCGUCGCGGUGCUGGGGCGGGGGCUGGGGGAGGAGGAGGUGCGGGAGGAGGUGUUGGUGCUCGUCGUGGCUCCUCCUCCUCCACAGCCUCCUCCUCCUCCUCCUCCUCGCUGGCCGCCUCCUCCUCCUCGUGUGACCCGCUCACCUCUCUGCUGGACGGAACCGACCCGCUCUCCAUGUUCGCUGCCGCCAGCACCGACCCACACACACCCCUCACACACAGCGCCUCCGCCGGGGAGUUGGGUCGUGGUCGGCGUCGUGAGCGCGAUGAGGAGUGUGUGGUGGGAUCGGACUUCGAGCCCUGGGCCUCCAAACGAAGCGAUAUCCUUGCCCGGUUCACGACCACCGAGAAGCUGUCUAUAAAUCUCUUCAUGGGUGAGAAAGGUAAGGCUACCAGUCCCAGCUCGGCGGUGUCAGAGAAAGUGAGAACUCGACUAGAAGAGCUGGAUGACCUGGAGGAGGGUUCCCAGAGGGAGCUGUUGAAUCUGUCCCAGCAGGACUAUGCCAACCGCAUCGAGGAGCUGAACCAGUCGCUGAAGGAGGCCUGGGGCUCAGACCAGAAGGUUAAGGCACUCAAGAUAGUCAUACAGUGUUCUAAGCUUCUAUCUGAUACAUCAGUGAUCCACUUCUAUCCCAGCAAGUUCGUUCUCAUCACCGAUAUACUGGAUACAUUUGGUCGUCUGGUGUACGACAGAAUCUGGACCAUGUGCUCCGACCCCCAGCCCCUACCAGAGGGCUUUUCCCCAGAAGAGGUGACGGACACGGCUAAGGAGACUUGUCUCAACUGGUUCUUCAAGAUCGCCUCCAUCAGAGAACUCAUCCCACGCCUCUACGUGGAGGCGGCCAUCUUGAAAUGCAACAAGUUCCUGUCAAGAACUGGUAUCCAGGAGACCCUCCCUCGCCUGACCUCCAUGAUCCGCGGCAUUGGAGAUCCCCUGGUGGCCGUCUACGCACGAGCAUACCUAUGCAGGGUGGGUAUGGAAGUGGCCCCUCAUCUUAAGGACUGCCUCAAUAAGAAUUUUUUCGACCUCUUGGCGUCGUUCCGUCAGCUGCAGAGCGAGACGGUUCAAAAGCAGAUACAACUGCAGCACGUGGAGACUCCGGUCUACUUAACCCUCUACUCUCCUGCCAUACACUGGAUACUACAGUGUGUAGCAUACAGGGCACCCGAGGCUCUGCUGACGGAGAUGAUGGACAGGUGUCAGAAGCUCGCCAACAAUGCUCUGCUGCUGAACUCGGUGAUGUGGGCGUUCCGUUCGGAGUUCAUUGCCACGCGAGCCGCAGACUUCAUCACCAUGAUCAAGCAGUGCGACGAAACCGGAUUCCCAAAGCAUCUGUUGUUCGGAUCACUGGGGCGGAGCUUAGCGUCAGCUGAUCCGGAGGGGGCGGAGCGUUUGGGGAUUCUAAACGACGCCUGGAAGGUCAUCACUAAAAUACGCAGCACACAGGAUUACAUCAACUGUGCUGAGAUCUGGGUGGAGUUCACCUGCCGACACUUCACGAAGCGAGAGGUGAACGCUGUUCUCUCUGACAUCAUCAAGCACAUGACGCCUGAUCGAGCAUUUGAGGACGCCUACCCUCAGCUCCAGUCCGUCAUCAGGAAGAUCCUGAACUACUUCCACGACUUCUCAGUUCUCUUCUCCAUGGAGCGGUUUCUGCCCUUCCUCGACAUGUUCCAGAAGGACUCAGUCAGGGUGGAGGUCUGCCGAUCCAUCAUGGAGAACUUCAUCAAGCAUCAGCAGGAGGCCACUAGAGAUCCGGUCAUCCUCAACGCUCUCAUGCACGUCUGCAAAACCAUGCACGACUCCGUCAAUUCCUUGACUCUUGAGGAUGAGAAGAGAUCUCUGGCUUUACUCAUCAACGGAUUCAUACGACUGGUGUCGUUCGGUCGUGACUUCGAGCAGCAGUUGAGUUUCUGUGUUGAAGCCAGAGCCACGUUCUGCAACCUGGAACCCGUGGUCAUCCAACUCAUACAUACGGUGAACCAGUUGGCGAUGGAGACUCGACGGGUGAUGAAGGGAAAUCACUCACGCAAGACGGCAGCUUUCGUCAGGGCCUGUGCUGCUUACUGCUUCAUCACGGUUCCAUCUCUCACCAGCAUCUUCAGUCGCCUGCACCUCUACCUGCUGUCCGGCCAAGUGGCGCUGGCCAACCAAUGUCUAUCACAGGCGGAUGCGUUCCUGAAGGCGGCGGUGAGUGUGCUUCCUGAGGUUCCGCGUAGCAUCAUCGUGGAGGGCAAGCUGAGAUCUACUGAGAGCCUGCUGCUCGACUUCAUACACAACUUCCUCUCUACGCUACUCACCGUACCGGACCACCCAGAGCAGGGUGUGUUGUACCUGGUGCGCGGGCUGCUGAAUAUGGUCCAAGACUACACGUGGGAGGAGAACAGCAACGCCAAAAUAAAAGUCUACUGCGGAGCCAUCCCUCUUCUAGCGGCCAUGAGCCAGGAAAACUACCUAUACAGCAUACCACGAGUUGACUCCAAUGAGACUCUGUACGGCGGCGAUCCGAAGUUCAUCUCGGAGGUCAACAAGCUGUGCGACACUCUGAUUGGUCAGAUCCUCGACCACCUGAAGACCCUCGGCAACGCAGAGGGUCUUCGCAAGCAGAGUGCGCUGGCUUUCGCGCUCUUCAGUGUGUUGCUGGUUCAUGGAGAUUUGAGGAACAACAAACUCAACCAGCUGGCGGUCAACCUGUGGAGCCUUAGUCACAAACACGGACACGCAGAUACAAGGACAUCGGGGAGGACGUUGGAGCACAUCAAGAAUCUUCAGCAACAACCGGAACUCUCACACCUGGCGGACAUUCUACCAAGACUCUAAACACACACACACACACACACACACACACACACACACACACACACACACACACACCUGGGAGAGAUCAUACCAAGACUCUCACUACACACACGCACCUAAACACACCCACACACACACACACACACACACACACACACACACACACACACACACACACACACACACACACACACACACACACACACACACACACACACACACCUAAGCAUUGAGCGUUGAUUGUGUAAUCGAAUGUGUUUUGUAUGGAUCUGAUCCAAGUCCAAUCAUUCCAGAUAAAGUCUCUUGGCCUUCA
Engraulis encrasicolus (European anchovy) is the source of this 3241-nucleotide messenger RNA. It is a transcript of the gene vps35l, whose product is annotated as VPS35 endosomal protein sorting factor like. NCBI's taxonomy places the organism in Eukaryota, Metazoa, Chordata, Actinopteri, Clupeiformes, Engraulidae. The transcript is spliced from 29 exons. The record is from RefSeq and is a predicted model, not a curated record. The annotation marks the transcript as partial. Gene Ontology annotation, biological process: endocytic recycling. Gene Ontology annotation, cellular component: endosome.